Molecule: messenger RNA, 312 nt
Organism: Clunio marinus
Lineage: Eukaryota; Metazoa; Arthropoda; Insecta; Diptera; Chironomidae
Source: the annotation of a GenBank genome assembly
AUGCUUCAUUCUCUAUCCAAGAGUUUAUUUCUGGUAUUUGGAAUUUGGAGCCGAAAAGCGGAUGAUUAUUUUCGAAAGGCCUCUGAUAGAAUCUAUUGCGAGGCUUACUGUUUUCAUGUUUUGAAUUCGGAUUGGACUUGUCCUUGCUUGCGAAGUCAAUUUUAUGUUCAAAUAUGUGUGGACUCAUCUUUAGUCUCAUAUCAUAAUUCCUCUGAUAGAAAAUAUGAUAAAAAUGGUUUCAUGCAUCGAAAAUUUAAUUAUAAUGAUCUUCCUGUCUCACCAACAUUCACCACUCGCUUGCACUUUGAUUAA